AUGGCUCACUCUUCGCGUAACACCUUCCUCGUCCCGGGAAUUCCUCGUUAUUCUCGAUCAGCUACGUACAGAAAGAAAGCUCUCCAUAAACGCAAGAGAACCGCAAUUAAACCUGCUGAAAAACCUGAAGUUGAAAAGUUUAAGACGGUCAAAAUUGGCGGGCCAAAAAAUGGCGAAACAAGAAUUAUUCCAUUGGAAAAAGCGCCUAAGUACUAUCCAGCUGAGGAUGUAUCGAAACCAAAGAUUAGCAGGAAAACUGCAAAGCCAACAAAGUUAAGACAAAGUAUCACACCAGGGUCGGUUCUGAUUUUGCUGGCAGGACGAUUCAGGGGAAAGAGGGUUGUGUUUUUAAAGCAAUUGACAUCGGGCUUGUUGUUGGUAACUGGACCAUAUAAAUUCAACGGUGUACCAUUGAGGAGAGUGAAUCAGGCUUUUGUUGUUGCUACGUCAACAAAAAUUGAUAUUAAAGCGGUUCAGCUUGAUGGCUUAGAUGAUCAGUUCUUCAAACGCGAGAAAGCCGGGUCUAGUACGGCUGAGGGAGAGUUCUUUGGCGAUGACAAGAAGAAGAAAAAGGUCUAUCCUGAGACAAAGGCUGCUAAACAAAAGGCUGUCGAUAAACCAAUUAUCGAGGCUGUAGCGAAAGCUCCUCAUCUCGGAGACUAUCUGCGCUCUAGAUUUUCGCUCUCUAAAGGACGAGGCUCUGAGGAACACUCAGUCGGACAGGCUCCAUGUGGUGGAGUUGACACUGUCGGAGACCCGAACCAGCUUGCAUUGAAUGAUACAGUCAAAAUUAGAAUUGAACUUGCCGGUUCAAUGACCAUCUUUUUUGCGCCAACCGCAGCUGGACCAUUCGUUAAUAUUUCAGCACCAUAUGUGAAAACAACAAACAACAAAGAUGAAAUUAUCCAGAUCCCGAUUUCAUGUCGGGCAGCCAAUAUCACCGAAGGCACCGUUGGUGUGCUCCAAGGAGUAUACAAGUCAUUUGAUGGAAGCGUAACUCAAUACGGUUGUGCCGAUGUGGUUGUAGUUAAUGCGCUUUCAGCAGAUGCUAAUGGCAUAAGAGGUGGCUUGACUCUAACAAUCUUGGCUGCAAUCAUCAGUGUUCUCUCUGGUUUGUAA
Paraglomus occultum is the source of this 1119-nucleotide messenger RNA. NCBI's taxonomy places the organism in Eukaryota, Fungi, Glomeromycota, Glomeromycetes, Paraglomerales, Paraglomeraceae. The record is from the annotation of a GenBank genome assembly.